This is a messenger RNA of Myotis daubentonii (Daubenton's bat), 5740 nucleotides long. It is a transcript of the gene PEX5L, whose product is annotated as peroxisomal biogenesis factor 5 like. Gene Ontology annotation, biological process: protein import into peroxisome matrix, docking. The record is from RefSeq and is a predicted model, not a curated record. NCBI's taxonomy places the organism in Eukaryota, Metazoa, Chordata, Mammalia, Chiroptera, Vespertilionidae. Gene Ontology annotation, molecular function: protein binding. Gene Ontology annotation, cellular component: peroxisomal membrane; cytosol.
AAGCCGCCGGGAGGGCGGCGCGCGCCCCGCUCGGCAGCUGCGGCGGCGGCUGGUGUGGGCGCUCACGUCAGGGCUGGGGAGGAGGAGGCUCGCGGCGAAGAGUGAGAGAGACAUGAGGCAGCCGGGCAGGAAGCGAGAAAGAGUUCGGCGGAGAAGGAGAGAGUUUUAGAGACGCCGGAGAACAGGACCCGCGCCCGCGGGAGAGCGUGGCCGCCCGGCUCCUCGCCUGCUCCGCGCGCUCUCCGGUGUCCGCUUUCAGCACCCCGAGCGGAGAACAGCUCCCGGCAGCCCGCAGCCUGCCAAGGGCCUCGGGCGGGCUACCUGGAGCCUCACCCAGGCUCAGGGGCACCCUGUGCGAACCCGGUGUGCACGCCUCCUCCUCCCCUCUGCUGGCGUGCGAGGAAACACGGGGAAAGCAUCCGGCGGCCUCGGGAAGCCCUGAAGAAGUCCAAGCAGAAUGUACCAGGGACACAUGCAGAAAAGUAAAGAAAAAGGAUAUGGAAAACUAAGCAGUGAUGAAGACCUCGAGAUAAUUGUUGAUCAAAAGCAGGGAAAAGGCUCUAGGGCGGCAGAUAAGGCUGUUGCCAUGGUGAUGAAGGAGAUACCGAGGGAGGAGUCUGCUGAAGAAAAGCCCCUCCUUACUAUGACAUCACAGCUGGUGAACGAACAGCAAGAAAGCAGACCCCUCCUGAGUCCCUCCAUCGAUGACUUUCUCUGUGAAACCAAAUCGGAGGCAAUAGCAAGGCCAGUAACGUCCAACACAGCUGUGUUGACCACAGGCUUAGACCUCCUCGACCUGAGUGAACCCGUCUCGCAAACCCAAACCAAAGCCAAGAAGCUGGAGGCCUCAUCGAAAACCGCGUCCCUCAAGAAGGCUGAUGGAGCUGAUCUCAUCGGGGCGGAGGCUGAACAGAGAGGCCAGCAGCCUCUUCGGGGCCCGGAGACGGCAUCCUUAGAUUUAGACAUUCAAACACAACUGGAAAAAUGGGACGAUGUUAAGUUUCAUGGAGAUCGCAGUAGCAAGGGUCAUCCAAUGGCAGAGAGAAAAUCAUGCUCUUCUAGAACUGGAUCAAAAGAACUCUUAUGGUCCUCUGAGCACAGAUCCCAGCCUGAACUGAGCGCUGGGAAAAGCGCCCUGAACGCCGAGUCAGCUUCAGAGCUGGAAUUAGUGCCUCCAACACAGGCUCGACUGACCAAAGAACAGCGCUGGGGAAGUGCAUUACUCUCCAGAAACCACUCCUUAGAAGAGGAAUUUGAAAGAGCAAAAGCAGCAGUGGAGUCAGAUACAGAGUUUUGGGAUAAGAUGCAAGCAGAAUGGGAAGAAAUGGCCCGGAGGAACUGGAUAUCCGAGAACCAAGAAGCCCAGAACCAAGUUACAAUUUCAGCUAGCGAGAAGGGCUAUUACUUCCACACUGAAAACCCCUUCAAGGACUGGCCGGGCGCGUUUGAGGAGGGCUUAAAGAGACUGAAGGAAGGGGACCUCCCAGUCACCAUCCUGUUCAUGGAGGCCGCGAUUCUUCAGGACCCGGGAGAUGCAGAGGCAUGGCAGUUCCUCGGGAUAACUCAGGCAGAGAAUGAAAACGAGCAAGCAGCUAUUGUCGCCCUCCAGAGGUGCUUAGAAUUGCAGCCCAACAACUUGAAAGCUUUGAUGGCUUUGGCCGUGAGUUACACGAACACGGGCCAUCAGCAGGAUGCCUGUGACGCGCUGAAGAACUGGAUUAAGCAAAACCCAAAGUACAAAUACCUUGUGAAGAGCAAGAAGGGAUCACCAGGCCUCGCCCGGAGGAUGUCUAAGUCUCCGGUGGAUAGCUCUGUUCUGGAAGGCGUGAAGGAAUUAUAUCUGGAAGCUGCCCACCAAAAUGGAGAUACGAUUGACCCAGACCUGCAGACAGGUCUAGGGGUGCUGUUCCACCUGAGCGGAGAAUUUAAUAGAGCAAUAGAUGCAUUUAAUGCCGCCUUAACUGUUCGGCCAGAGGACUAUUCGUUAUGGAACCGUCUGGGGGCGACCUUGGCGAACGGAGACCGCAGCGAGGAGGCCGUGGAGGCCUACACGCGGGCGCUGGAGAUCCAGCCCGGCUUCAUCCGCUCCAGAUACAACCUGGGCAUCAGCUGCAUCAACCUGGGCGCCUACAGAGAAGCGGUCAGCAAUUUUCUCACUGCCCUCAGUCUGCAGAGGAAAAGCCGGAAUCAACAGCAAGUUCCUCAUCCUGCCAUCUCCGGGAACAUCUGGGCUGCCCUCAGAAUCGCACUGUCUCUGAUGGACCAGCCAGAACUCUUCCAGGCGGCCAAUCUCGGUGACCUGGAUGUCCUCUUAAGAGCUUUCAAUUUGGAUCCUUGAAAGAAAAGAAAAAGUAAUGAUCCCUGUCCAUAUGUGUACUCAGAAAUGCAAACCUAUUUUAUUAUGAAUUCCAAAAUGGUGACACCGGAUGUUCAAAAGGCCAUGGUGAUAGAGCCUGAGGGAAUACCUACAGACAAUGCCCAGUCUCUGUUCAGAUCCCAAAGCACAAAAUGUUAUAUAGAGUCAAGGUCGGGCUCGAAAGAAGAAGCGAGAGGCUCAAGACUAACCAAGAUGAAGCAACUAUGUGAAUACUCGCUCCACAAGCUGCAAGCCUGUCGCAAGACAUCUUCUUUGGGUUUUCGUCCCCACUUGCGGCUGAUGACACAUCUAAGGAACUUGAUCGUGCGACACUUGGAGAAAGCACUGCCUCAGAUCAGGGAAUUCUGACUAUUUCUGAACUGUCCCCUAAAAUUCACCCUUUUAGAAGACUGAACAUAGUUUGGGCCGAGGUGCAUGCACAAAUAUUAACUCGACUAAAAAGAGGCAUUGCUUAAACCCGUUCCAAUUUUAACUUUUACUGUAGCUUUUUGAUUCCAGAGAAGGAGCUUUGCUGGCAAAAGCAGUUUUUGCACUAGAAAUUUUUGCUGUUCCCAAUCAAAACUUUUCUGGGACUGUAUAUAUGCACUUUAAUAUCUCAUUUAUGCCUUGCUGGAGUUUUGUUUUGUUGCUCCAAUUUUUAACGUGGGGAAGGGGGGCGGGGGUAAAAGAUUUGGGAGCUCAGCCUUGUUAGCUCAAUGGACCAAAUAAAAAUUCCUGAAAAUAGUUUUUACAGUGUAGGGUUUUGAAGGAGUGUUUUCCUCAAAGCAGAUGUGACGUAGGAUGUAAAUAUGCAAACACAGAUCUUAUUCACGUGCUGUCUGAGACUGUUUGACUUAAGCAAGAGGUAAGACACUGUUUCUUCAUGCAUUCUCUGCAGGACGGAAGUUUGAUGAUGUCGUCAUUUCUAAUGACUUAACAUUAACUUACUUAAAUGUCAUAUUUUACUUGCUUACUAACUGCCCUGCACACUGAUAUUCCUUUUCAAUUGUUAAUAUUUUAAAUGGCAUUUCUUAAGAGUGAUAAAUACAUUUUUCCUAAAAAUUGUGUUUUUCUGAGUUCCAUAAUAAUCUCAUUGCUCGCCCUUUUGCAUUCCAAGUGACAGAGAUCAGUACUUUCGAGCAGAAUCUCCCUGAACAUCAGAGGUUUCACAUGAAAGAUGCAAGCCCCUAGGCUCUCCUCUUGAACAUUUAUUAAGUACCAGGACUUCUGUUGGCAGUGGUCUUUUAUUCCAUUGGUUCCAUCCCACUCAGUUCUUCAGAGUGUUUUUGUGCUUGUCGGGCACUCAGCAAUUAUUGAGAAAGACAUCACUUUUGAAAGGAUUAGAAAAAUUGUUUGCAAAAUGCUAACCAAAAUAUAAUUUCACCAAUGCCCAGUUCCGGUAACUUGUUCUAGUACAUUGUCCCAUUCUUCUUCAGUUUGUCUGCUUCCUCCAGAAUCUUCCCAAAGCAAUCUGAUUCCAACUUUUCUUCAUGCCCUUUGGUUAGUAAUAGCUGGUUUUACUCAUGAUUAUAGUUAACCAGGAAAAAACAGCAUUUGGAUCAAGAUAGUUCAAUUGACUGGGGAGUGAGCUUCUACUGCACACAUACUGAACUUGGGGUGCAGGUAGAAAUGGUCUCCUCUGUUACAUUCAAAGUCCCUGGCAUAGGACAGGGCCUCAGAUAAACAUGAAACCACAAAUCCUUGAGGCUUACAUACGUUAUAACCUAUUCUAGUUUAUAAAGACAAAAAGUUGAGGGCAUGUGGUGGCAGCUUUGCUGUUCACUGUCAAAGCUCACUAGGGUGAGGUGACGCCUCCAGCGGGACCAGCAGGAGGCAAGGCAUUGAGGCAUUCACCAUUGGGCAGCAGCGACAACCAAUCUUAACCUACUUUCCUGCAGGCUCAGAGGCAAAGAAAAGCUCAACAAGAUUUUCAAGAAUGGUAUUCUCCAGAAUUUCAGAAUCCUAGCAAUUCGGCCUGGGAAGGACUCAUGGGGCCAGCUGCCAACUGAUGGUAGCUACCUGGUUAAGAAUCCCUGACGGAAUAGCAUCCCUUCUCGGCACGUUCCUUCCUCCUCCGUAUCCCUGUGCAUCCACGCUGGCCAGCUGACUUGCAUCCAUCAUAGUCCAUUAGGAACCUCUAAACAAAGGAUUCAAAGCCACUUUCACAAAAGUUCUGUUUAUGACAACAUUCUAGACUUUCAAUAGUAACUAGAUUUGCAAUAAUAAUGGACUGUUUUAUUAGCUUUGCUGCCACUACGUACACGAGAUCAGCAACAAUUUAAAGCCUGCAGUUGGGUAAAUGUGCACUGUUUUUAUUUAACUUGAUUGUUGCUAAGUACUGGCAAAUUUGGGGGCCCCGUUUUAUUUUGCUAUUUGAAUAUAAAGCAACUUCAAACUCCAAAGAAUUGUUUUCAGCGAGAGUGAACAAUUUUCCAUUCCCUUCAUAAUUUGGUAAUUUGCAAAGCAUUUGGUAGGACUUUCUCCAAUAUAUCUAGUGUCCAUCAGAACCAAGAUUUUCCUAAGCUAUUACCUGUCGGGAGGUGCAGAAUUAUUGCCCAAGACAUUUUUUCAUAAUAUUUUUACUAAAAUUAAGUUAAAACAGUUACUAAAAAGCAAGCGAAAAGUUUAUAGCAAUCAGAGCAACACCAAAAAGUAAGUAGCAAGAUCUUAGAACAGUCUUUAUUGUAUACAUCUUUUUCUUAAGUUUAUACACAUUUUUAAAAAAAAAAAAACAAAAUUGUUUUUGGUAUCUUAUCGUCAUGGUGUAAAGUUGUCAUUUAUAUUACUCUUUCCAUUUGAAAGGAUGGCCUUGGUUCCCUUGGGAGCACUCUGGGAAGGCCUUGAUUAUCUUCUCUCUUGCAUGACUGAGUAGCAGCUCAAGAUCUCUCAGAGGAUGGUACAAUUUUACAAGAGUGGCCACUCAAAUGCAUAGUGGCCUUUCAAGGACCAAUUUCUCCAGGAGAUUAGAUGAAAAUGCAGAGAAGGCCAGUGAUCAUUGCUGAAUUUCAAAAUAGGUUAUAACUAUGUCUAGCGGGCUAUUUCUCUGUGCUGUAGACCUCAAUGUGAGGAGGAGUUGGAGGGAUAGGAGAGGGGAGGGGAAGGAGUAAAGUGUCCACUUACUGGAUUAAUCAUAUUGAGUCACCAUUCCCUUUGCUUUCUCCCACAAUCACUCCCCAUGACUCCUUGAAAGAAAGGCAGACCUUGUUCAACAAGAAACUUUCAUAGAGAACUGUGAGCUGUGCUUUCUCAGCCAACCUGCGUUUUAACUAAAACAGCAAAUUAGUGAUACUUAACGGGGUUGGAAAGUCCAGGACACACCCAUUUCCACAGUUUUAUGCCAUUUCUUCAUUCUUUUUUUUUUUUUUACUUUAUUUUUAUUGUUAA